Messenger RNA from Biomphalaria glabrata, 4225 nucleotides. Its product is annotated as receptor-type tyrosine-protein phosphatase R-like. Bases 358 to 2385 code for a protein of 675 amino acids. Gene Ontology annotation, molecular function: protein tyrosine phosphatase activity. NCBI's taxonomy places the organism in Eukaryota, Metazoa, Mollusca, Gastropoda, Planorbidae. The record is from RefSeq and is a predicted model, not a curated record. Gene Ontology annotation, biological process: protein dephosphorylation. The transcript has 16 exons.
CCAAAAACAAAAGGGAGAGAAUAUGGUGCUGUGUGAUUAAGGCUUUGCUACUCCUUUACACUGUGACCGAUUUUACUCAUGUGUAGUAGGGCGCGAGGAGACACACGUCUCUUCUCAUGUAAUUUCGAAUGUUCAGCUGGUCUAUCAGUGUGUGUAGGCUUUAAUUAGGACAGCACACAGUCUCCUCUGACUAAUGUGAAUUAGAACUGGAUCGAAUCUAGAAUCUAGGGUGUGUAGGUGACUUGUUUGUGGGUCUCCUAUUUCCGUCACGGCCAGUUGCUGCAUUCACAACAAAUCUUUCACGAUGUGGAUAAAUUACUAAGGAUUUAUAAAUAUUUGCUGUGCUAGCUUCACGGGAUGGCGAUUUCUGUGAUAUUGUUAACAGUUAUCCUCGUGGAUGCUCUAAGUCUGCACGUGAAUCUCAGGACCAAUGGCCUGCCAGUAGAUAUGUCCUUGACCUUCUCCGACGACUUGAUUUCCGGUUCUGUACCCACCACAAACAUCAUCAAAGGCUUUCCUAAUGUGCAUUCUUCGGCUCUGAUUUUUUCCUCCAACACCGCUCGAUCUAAAAAAUCAGCGGACGAAUCUGGCACAGUGAAGCGAAUUCUGAAUGGAGGAAUAUUCAGGGAAGCGAUACUCCAAGAGCAGUCCUCCAAGGGCAUUAAGCCAGACGUGCCAGCACACUCGGAAAGGAUAUUAGAGCCCCUGUUUAGGACUAAGCGGGAAUCGGAUGUAGAAGAUAAUGAUGACCUGCCGUCUUGGGACGCACCGAAAUAUCGUCUGGCGAUUCAGGUGAAUAACGUGGACACAAGCUCUAACCGCAGCAUUGACUCCACCAUUAGACGCCUCAAGUUGGCGCUGUCAUCAGAACUGCCCUGGGUGGUCAAGGACAUUCACGAGGACAGGAUCACCUUUGCAGACGGCAUAAUUGAAUUCUACUUUGAGAAUCCAUUAGGCCAGAGAGUUCCGGUCCAGGACCUGAUCACAGAUGACCUACUCACACGACUCGGCAAACAUGUUCCAGAUCUGGGACUUGUGGAGGUCUCAGGGGAGAAAAAUCUGGCCAUCAAACAGCAUUACGAGCCAUUUUGGACAAAACCUUUUUUUCCUUAUACAGUAGCUGGAGUCUCGGUAGUAAUCGUUUUGACGGUCGUCUUGAUCGUCUACCUUUGUUGCUGCAGAGAUGGGAAAAAGAAAGAGUUUUCAGAUGAAGAGAUUGUGGUGGGACACAGCAUUUAUUACCCUGCCCUGAAACCCGAGUUGACUAUUCCUACUCCUGUGCAGCCUGAUUCACCUGUCCCCAUUUUUACAGCUGCUGGUGUCAGCACCCCUGUGCCUGCACAGCCAGUUAGAAUUAAAGCAAAAGGGUUAUUAGAAAGACGAGGCUCCAACGCUUCUCUUACAUUAGACCUUAAUCCUACAAGUGAUCUUGGCAGAUGGGAAGGUACACCUCCAAAGGAAAGCACAGCCCUUGAAUAUCUUAUGUCUGCUGGAAACAGGCUUAGCAGACGUGACCUUCGCAAUGCAGUUAAAUAUACCAAAAUCUUGUAUGAGGAGUUUUGGGAAAUUCCAAUGAAUCAUACAGAGAAAGUCUCAGUGGCUGGCUCAGGAACCAAAAACAGAUAUAAAACAAUAAUUCCAAAUGAGCAUAGUCGUGUUUUGUUGCCAGACAUUGACAAUGACCCACUAAACUCAUACAUCAAUGCAAAUUACAUCAGAGGUUACGAAGGAGAGAGCAAAGCCUAUAUAGCAACUCAGGGCCCCAUGGCUCACACAGUUAUGGACUUUUGGAGAAUGAUUUGGUUGGAAAAGUGUCCAAUCAUUGUUAUGAUUACUAAAUUAAAAGAAAAAAGCAAGUCAAAAUGUGAGAACUACUUGCCCGAGAGAUGGGGCGUGUAUGGCGACAUAGAAGUUGUUAUAGAUAAGAUUGUCUUUAAGAGAGGAUAUAUUGUACGACACAUCACACUCAGAUACAACGGAGAGAGUCAGACAGUGCUACACUAUUGGUACACAGCCUGGCCUGACCACAAGCCACCCGAUUCACCACACAUGCUCCUAGAUUUGGUGAAAGAGGUGGAGUUGCGACGUUAUCAGCCCAAUGAUCUGGCACCCAGAGGGCCUGUCUGUGUCCACUGCAGUGCUGGCAUUGGUCGAACUGGCUGUUUUAUUGCCAUAAGUAUAGGAAUACGACAGCUUAGAGAAGAGCAUUCUGUUGAUGCAUUAGGCAUUGUUUGUGCUAUGAGAAUAGACAGAGGUGGCAUGAUACAGACCCAUGAGCAGUACGACUUUGUCCAUCAAGCCUUGGCAGCAUACGAGAGGGAGCUAGGAGAGCCUUCAGUCCAAUCUAUCACCGCCCUGACCACAGAAUGUGUCACCACACCCUGAGGAUAGUCUCCCUCUGUGCACAUUAGUUCUAAAGUGUUUCCUGCCUGGACUGGCGUAAUUUGGCUAAGUUUUUACCCUCAGGAUCAAGUAUUUACAAAGUACAUUAACAAUCUGAAGGUUUUAUACGCAAAGUAUGAUAAAGUGGAUGAAUCUUUGUAUCCUGUGUAUUUUAUUUUCUAUUUCUGAGGGUAGAACCUAACUUUCCCCGGUCCUGGUUGCUGUUGAUGUUGUCCAACUAGAUAGCCUGUUUCUCUGUUUCCUCAUUUCUGUAAGAAAUGUAGAACUCUUGAUGACUGCAUCUGAUGUCUAGAUGAUUGUGGGAGAUUUAAGGUUGAAUAUUUCUGUUGAUAUCCUUCUUAACAGUGAAUCAAAACCAUUCUAUAAUGUCCAACUAGUUUAAUGGAAUAAUGAAUGUAUUUAUCGACAGGACAAUGUAUAUACGUAACAGCUUUGACUUUUUGUUAUUUUAAAGUCUAAAGCUAGCCACAAACUAAGCGUCUUUUUCAUACUAACAUUUCCAAAAUUAUAUUUGUGAAUCUUUCUCUGUUAAGCAUUCUAUAUACAAAACCUAGACAAAUGUACAAUAUGAUUCUUACAAUACUACUAAUGAUAAUGGCAAUGUCUUUGAUUCAGAAGAUCAAGGAUGAGUGCAGUGUUUCACAUGACUACGAAAAUCCAGUUGCAACCUGCAUAUUUUUCCACGUCUCUUGCAGACAAAGCUGUUGUUUGCUGGAGGUCUAUUUAAGUUUACUGAUUUUGAACAUAUCUUGUUCUAAGCAUUAAGCAAUAGUUUGGACAAUUCUGCCAUUAUGAGUCACCUUAUUAUCUAAACAAACUAAACUACUAUAUAAUGACACAUUUAAAGUCAGGCAGGAUGAAGAUUAGAAAUUUCUUUGUACUAAUAGGCAUGAAAGUUUGGGAGAAUUUCACAAGGGUCUUACUUGUACCUGUUCAAGUUUUUGUUAACUUGCAAGUAUGUCUAAUAAUUUAAAUACUUUUACAAUGCUGUUUGCCUUUUCUUGAGUCAUAUAUCUUAAAGAAUAACUCAUUUAGUGUAAUAAAGGAAUUAAACCAAGUGAUUUAAGUAUUGAGAGACAUUAUGGAAUCACAAUUUAACACUGAUAAUUUGCUCAACAUUCCAGGAUGUAAUUUUUUUUUCCUGUUAGAUUUCACCAAUUAUUAUAUACAUUUAACAUUUUAAGUGUGCAGAAAAUUGUAUCUUUAGAAUAGUGGAAUGAUUGUAAAGAUAAAAACUUGAUUAAUCAGCCAAUGUUUUGUUGUCAGUGUCCUACUUAAUGUACUGUUGCCUGGAAUGCUUAAAUUGACUUACUUAAAGUUGUGUACAUUCAGCUCACUUGUAAAAAGAAAUUCCUGUAUGGGUAAUCUAACGUCUGUCUUGAAAGAGGACAGCUCUACUUUUUUGUAUUGCAACUUGUUAUUUAUAUUUCUUGUUUGAAUCUUAGUGGUCAAAAGGUUGUUAUAUACACUUUGUUAUGUUUGUGUCUGAUCUUAUUAUAUUCAAAACAAAACUUUGUAAUUUAAUAAGAAGUUGAGGAUACUAGAUCUUAUCUUAUAAAAUACAUAGGUAAAUUUAACAAAUGUGAGCAGUUAAAGCAACAAAUAAGUACCAUUGAACUGUUUUUUUUUUUUCUGUACUGUAUAGCUGAGUGAUUACCAAUCUAAAGUUUUAGGUUUUAGUCCUAAUAGACAUGUCAAUUCUUUUUUUUAGUAGAUUAUGACUGAUGUUUUGUUUUAGUACAAAAAGUCAAAUUUUGAAGCAAUGUGGUUGAGAAACUGUGUAACACCCUCAUAACCAGUGCAUUAAAAAUAUCUUCUGCCC